Messenger RNA from Asparagus officinalis (garden asparagus), 2880 nucleotides. RefSeq lists its product as uncharacterized. The coding region runs from base 1 to 2880 and encodes 959 amino acids. The record is from RefSeq and is a predicted model, not a curated record. The transcript has 4 exons. Lineage: Eukaryota; Viridiplantae; Streptophyta; Magnoliopsida; Asparagales; Asparagaceae.
AUGUGGAUUCAGUUGCCAAAUCUAAAAUUGAAUUUAUGGAGCUCCUCUGGUAUCAGUAAGAUUGCUAGCACUGUUGGUAUUGCUAUUACUACAGAUAAGCUGACUGCCACAAGAGAAAGAUUAUCUUAUGCUAGAGUUUUGAUUGAAAUUAAAUUGCCUCUAAAAGAACCUCUCCCUAAUCAGAUUGUUGUCCAAGGACCUGAUGGGAAGUGCUAUAACCAAAAGAUAGUGUAUGAACUCAAACCAAGAUGGUGUAAAAAUUGUAAUAUAGUUGGGCAUAUGACUAAGCAAUGUAGAAGGCAAAUUUUGAAAAAAGUGUGGGUUCCUAAGCAACAGGUGACAAGUGCACUAGCUUCGGGUGAACAUGCUAAUAAUAUGCAGGAGAAGGCUAAUGGUUCUGUAAAGGAGUUAAAUAUACAUGCUCAAACUGUUAAGGAGCAAAUACAAGAACCUAUUACAACUCAAGAUUCUGCUGGAAAAGAAAAUGGAAAUUCUGGAAAGAAUCUGCCUCAUAAACAUGCACCAACAGUAACCAGCUCUGGGGAAGUCUCUGUGCAUGUUUCCAGGAGUAACUAUAUGGGUUUGGCAAAUAUUACCUCCCCUACUAUAAAUGUCUCUGGUUUUUCAAGUGUUAAUAGAGAAAAUGCUGCAAAAAGGGUUAAUAUUGGAGACAAGGCAAACCUGGCAUCUUCCUAUAUUCAGGCAUCUCAAUUCUCUUUAUUGAACUGUCAAGUACAUGAUCUUGACCCUUCUAACUUGGAUAGAGCUCUAUUAGAAACUAAAGUUGCAGGCAAUAAAAUGCAAUGGAUUGCAGGGAGAAUGGUUAAAAAUUGGAGUUGGUACUCUAACUCUCAGCAAGCAAAUAAGGGAAGAAGUUGGAUUCUGUGGGAUAAUGGCAUGCUCUCCAUUCAAUGUAUAUCAUCUUCUGAUCAAUUCAUAUCAUGUUAUGUCAACUCCAAGGAUGGCAAGUUAUCAUGCAUUAUUACUGUAGUUUAUGCUAUGAAUAAUCUGGAAGAUAGAAAGAAGCUUUGGCAUGAUUUACUUUCUUUCAAGCAAAAUGUUACCUGUCCCUGGAUCAUUGGGGGUGAUUUUAAUGCAAUAAUCAACAAUGAAGAAAAGCUAGGGGGUACUCUUGUCUCUGAUUAUGAUACUGAAGACUUCAUAAAUUUUAUUUCUAUAUGUCAAUUGACUUAUUUGAACUACUGUCAAGUGGAUUACCUGGCUCCAAACUGCUCUGAUCAUUCCCCAGGUCUCAUUACAAUUGGAGAAGAUGACUUUAAAGGUAAAAGACCAUUCAAAUUUUUUAGUAUGUGGAUAAAUCAUCCUGAUUUUACCUCUGUUGUCAAGACUGUCUGGGAACAAGAUGUCAGAGGUUUUCACAUGUAUAAGCUUCAUACUAAGCUUAGGAAACUCAAGCAGAACCUGAAAGUUUUAAACAAGAAGCAUUUUAUGAAUAUUAGUGAGCAGGUGAUAAGAGCUAAAUGUGAACUCACCGAUACUCAAAACCAGUUGAACAAUCAUCCUUUCAAUCAAAUGCUGAUAUCAAAGGAGAAGGAGUGCUUAAUAAAAUACACCAGACUAAUUGAUUGUGAAACUUCUUUCUACAAACAAAAAGCUAAUAUCAGAUGGGAUUUAUAUGGUGAUAAAUGUUCCCAAUUUUUCCAUUCCAUUAUGAAAGCUAAGAGGCACCAUAAUAGAGUGUUGUCAUUACAUACUGAGAAUGGUGAAAGGAUCACAGACAUGGCUGAUAUUGCUACAGAAUUCACUGAAUAUUACAAAAGACUUCUAGGGGUUGCUACUCAUACCUCUACUCCUGACCCUGGAGUAAUUUCUAGUGGACCAAUUUUAUCUCCAGCUCAAAGUAAUUCCCUGGUUCUUCCAGUCUCUAGAAAGGAGAUCAAAAAUGCAGUUUUCUUUAUGUCAAGUGAAAGAGCCCCAGGUCCAGAUGGUUAUAAUGCCUCCUUUUUCAAAGCUGCUUGGGAAAUCAUUAGUGAAGAUAUACACAAUCCUAAAACACCUUCAGACUUUAGGCCAAUUUCCUGCUGCAACUGUGUAUAUAAAAUAAUUUCAAAAAUUAUUGCUAGCAGAAUUCAAGAAGUUUUGGGUUUGUUGAUUGGUGAAGGGCAAAGUGCUUUUGUCAGAGGUAAAAGUAUCUCUAGUAAUAUAUUAUUGGCACAUGAACUUGUAAAGCAUUAUGUCAGAAAACAGACCUCACCUAGAGCUACUCUAAACAUUGAUCAAAGGAAAGCAUUUGAUACUAUUAGCUGGAGUUUCAUUGAAUCUAUGCUAUCUGGGUUGGGGUUUCCUAAUAGAAUGAUAAUAUGGAUCAUGGAGUGUAUUACCUCUACAAAGUUUUCUCUAUCCUUGAAUGGAACACUUCAUGGAUAUUUUAGGGGGGCUAGAGGCUUGAGACAAGGUGAUCCCCUCUCUCCUUAUCUUUUUUUUCUUGGAAUGGAGUAUUUGUCAAGAAGGUUAAACACUCUUAAAAAUGACAGUCUAUUCAAACAUCAUCCCAAAUGCUCCAAGUUAAAUAUCACUCACAUCUUCUUUGCUGAUGAUUUGCUUCUAUUUGGAAAAGCUAACAUAUAUUCUAUUGCAAAGCUAUAUGAUUGUCUUCAGGAGUUCAGUCAAGUUUCUGGGUUAGAAGUUAACCCAAACAAAUGCUCUGUAUAUUUUAGUGGCAUUGAUGAUAGAUUAAAGCAGCAGAUUUGCACUGUUUUGAAUUUUCUUGAGGGGGUUUUACCAGUAAGAUACUUGGGAAUGCCUUUAAUAUCUAAAAGACUAUCCUCUCUGGAAUGUUCCCCUCUGAUCAAUAAAAUCACUGAUCAGUUUCAAAGAUGGCAGAAGAGCAAAAAUCUUUCUUAUGCUGGUAGAUUAUAG